CGCCGUGGUUCAGUCCUAUUGGUCGCGCUGGAACAGCAUCUGACAGCUGACAAGUUUACCUUUUGAAAAAUUCUGAUUCUGAUUUGCCCGGUGUAGUGUUGUUUGCCGGCUAUUGUUAGCGAUCUAAUCAAUUCAGGGAUACGGGAAAUGUGUUGAGGGAGCAGACGGCACCAGGACACACAACAAAGGGAUAAAAUGGUGCUCUUGGCAAGGUGGUUGUUUGCCGCGUCAACACUUCUCUGUUUCAAAUAUGCUUUCUCAUCGACCAAAUCUCAUCCGAUAACAACCCUUAUAAAUGCGAAAUGGGCCCAGACUCCACUAUACAUGGAAAUUGCCGAAUAUCUGUCGGACCAAAAUGCAAAUGUCUACUGGGAUUUUGUGGAGGGACUUGGAGGUCUUGAAACUCCCAUAAAUGAAAUUGAAACUGAGUCGAAAAAAUACAAUGUGGCGUUGAGGAUAGUACAGGGGUUGCUUACUCCCCCGCAUGUUGCCUUGAUGAAGUUGUCAGUUGCCAUGCACACCCUUACGCCGCGAAUUCAAGCUCAUUUGCAAAUCUCGAAGGAAAUUCUCGGAGAGAAGGACUGCGACGAAGGGAACUUUGUCCAAAUCGGCGAAAAUGUGUACUGCUCGUUGUCCGAAUUGAAACAGGCGCUUCCCGUUUCAAAGCCAAGUACCGUUGAGGUUUUCAGCUUCGAUCAUGUCUACCCGGGAACGGAAAACAGCACGAACUGCGUCGUUCUCUAUAGUGACAUCGGCUCAAAACAAUUUCAAACAUAUCAUAAUUAUCUUAAGGAAAAUGCUGCCAAGUUUGAUAUCAAAUAUGUCUCCAGGCAUUACAUCAAGGCAUACUCGAAACAAAAAGUUGGCCUCUCAGGAUACGGUGUAGAAUUGCAUUUGAAAUCAACCGAAUACAAAAGUCAAGACGACUCUCCCCAGCAAAGUGACGACGCCGCGAAAACCGGAAACGACGAUGAUGAGCCCGAAGUUGAAGGUUUCGACUUUAAAGUUUUGAAAUCCCGGUUACCAAAUCUGGCACAUUCGUUGGAUCGGUUCAGGAGUGCUUUGCUAGAGAAAAGUGAGGAGAUUGCUCCGCUGAAGGCAUGGGAAUUCCAGGAUCUUGGGCUGCAGGCUGCCCAGCGCGUUGCAGAGAUACAAGGCGAUGAAGCGUUGCAAGUUUUACAGUUCAUAGCGCAGAAUUUCCCUUCGCAGGCUAAAUCCCUACUCGCUCAAAAAGUCAGCGACGACUUCAAGAAAGAAAUGAAACACAACAUCGAAAGCUUGGGACGAAAUUUGAAUCUACAACCACCAGACGCCGCACUUUUUGUCAACGGCAUGUUUUUCGAUGCAGACACGCUAGAUUUAGUAUCUCUGAUGGACACACUACGGACUGAGCUUGAUGUUUUAAGCGGACUUCAUGACAUCGGGUUAAAGGGUUCAAUAACUGCCAAUCUACUUGCUCUUGACUUGUCCAUGUCUUCGCAAAAAGAGUUUGCAAUCGACAUCCGUGAUUCUGCAAUUAAUUGGAUAAACGAUCUUGAAAGUGAUUCACAGUAUCGUCGCUGGCCGACAAGUGUUAUGGAUUUGUUGCGGCCAACAUUCCCAGGAAUGCUGCGAAAUGUCCGAAAAAAUCUUUUCAAUUUGGUGUUAGUAGUAGAUCCGAUCGGUACAGAAGCUCGGCCGCUACUAAAAUUGGCAGAAAGCUUCAUCGUUCAUAUGGCGCCUAUUCGUCUAGGAUUGGUAUUUGACACACGAGCGGAGAAUGAUGACAUGAAGGACGCUUAUAGAGGCAUUGUAUGCGCAUUCAAUUACAUGAUGCAGCAUCAAAGUCCCCGCUCGGCAAUUGGAUUCUUAACUGAUAUUUAUUCAUCAGUAAAACCAACAAAAGACGUUACAGUUCUUGACAUUAAAUCGGAAAUGAAGAAAUCGAUGAAAUCUCUUAGUGCCAAGGAAAUAGAAUCCAUCAUUGGAGAAGACUCGGAAUAUGAUUAUGGCUUCCAAUUGGCGAGAGAGUUCAUAGAUCGCCUUGGUUAUGAACAUAGUCCCCAAGCAUUGAUGAAUGGUGUACCCCUGCAAGAAAGCUUACUAAAGGCAGACGAUUUCGAAGAAGCAGUAUUGACGGAAAUUAUGCAGCAAACACCGAUCAUUCAGAAAAACGUCUACAAAGGAGAGUUAGCCGAUUCUGAUAACGUGAUGGACUUUUUGAUGUCCCAACCUCAUGUCAUGCCAAGAUUGAAUCAACGAAUCCUAUCAACAGAAGAGCCAAUAAUAGUCGAUCUAUCAGGAAAACCGCGAAGCGAUAUUAAAAAUGUGAAUGCGCUCUUCCAGCUUUCUAUUCGUGACAUGACUGCAACGGUUCUCGAUAAUAUAAAGUAUUUUGUCUCAAAGAGUGCAUUAGAUAAACCCACGGACCAGGAACUACAUUACAUGACGCUAUGGGUAUUCGGUGAUCUUGAAACGGAAAAUGGUCGAACAUUACUACGAAAUGCUUUGGAUUAUAUGAAAUCCAAUAACGAUAUUCGUGUUGCAUUCAUCCCCAAUACAGAAGGUCUAGAAGUUGCAGAGAAGAACAAUUUGAAUCGUUUAGUGUGGGCAGCAUCACAGGCACUGAAUCCACAAGAGGCAACUUUUCUUGUGCUAAAAUGGCUGAGAAAUCCCAACAAGGACUCGUUUAAUAUCCCGGAUGCAGUGACAGAACUCUUGCCAUCAACGGAAUUGCAUAUCAAAAUGCUAAGAGUAUAUUCACAGCGCGUCAUGAAAUUAAAGAAAUCCGAGAACAUGGUUGUUGCAAAUGGCAGAUGUUACGGACCUCUCACUGAUGCAGAAAUCUUCAAAACUGAAGACUUUGGUUUGCUAGACCGCUUCCAUAGCCAUCACUAUAUUGAUAAGAUCAAGAAAACCCUGCGAUCUGAAUUGGGCGAUGAAGAUUCAACCAUCACAAGCGAUACAAUCUUGAAAUUGAUAACAACUUUGGUACCCCGACAACAGUCAAGAAGCCGCUUCACAAUUCCAACUGAUCUUCAAGACUUCCAUUCAGCUGUAAAACUACCACCGAAGAAUGAAGACAUGCCACACUUCUAUAUAGUUGCAGUGUUAGAUCCAGCUUCGAAGAGUGCCCAGAAAUUAGCUUCAAUUCUGAUAUUGUUACGUCAAGUCAUCAACUGUGAUAUGAAAGUGUUCUUAUGUGCAGUGGAGCAACAUAGUGAUAUGCCAGUUAAAAACUUUUAUCGAUUCGUCAUUGAGCCAGAAAUCCGAUUUACUCCAGAUGGAAAAGUUGCAGACGGACCUUACGCCAAAUUUACUGGAUUGCCCGCCAGUCCACUAUUAACUCAGAAUUUACAAGUGCCUGAAAAUUGGUUAGUGGAAGUCGUGCGUUCAGUAUACGAUUUGGAUAAUAUAAAACUUAUAGAUAUCGGUGGACCUGUUCACAGUGAAUAUGAAUUGGAAUAUCUACUCCUUGAAGGCCAUUGUUUCGACGCAACUACUGGCGCCCCUCCUAGAGGCCUACAGAUAACAUUGGGAACCCAUCACCAGCCGGUGGUUGUAGACACAAUAGUCAUGGCCAAUUUGGGAUACUUCCAAUUGAAAGCGAAUCCAGGAGCCUGGGAUUUAAGAUUGCGACAAGGCAAAAGUGCAGAUAUUUACGACAUUACACACGCUGACGGUGUUAACACAAUUCACAAAGAAAAUUCAACUAGAGUUGUCAUAAGUUCACUACGUUCUCAUGUUAUAAAACUGCGCGUAACUAAGAAACCGAAUAUGAUGAGUGCCGACCUCCUGGGAGACGACAAUGAAUCACAGUCCGGCAUUUGGGAUUCAAUCACAAGCUCCUUCAGCGGUAGUAGUUCCGAGUCAGCGGAAGUAAUUAAUAUUUUCUCGCUUGCUUCUGGACACUUGUACGAGAGAUUGAUGAGGAUUAUGAUGCUUUCGCUGAUCAAACAUACCAAGAGUCCCGUGAAAUUCUGGUUCUUGAAAAACUAUCUUUCACCACAAUUUAUUGAUUUCCUGCCACAUAUGUCGAAAGAAUACGGUUUUGACUUCGAACUUGUUCAAUAUAAAUGGCCACGCUGGCUACAUCAGCAAACGGAGAAGCAGCGAACAAUUUGGGGCUACAAGAUCCUUUUCUUGGACGUUCUUUUCCCCUUAGAUGUGAAGAAAAUCAUCUUCGUUGAUGCUGAUGCGAUCGUUCGAGCCGACAUGAAAGACCUCAACGAAUUAGAAUUAAACGGCGCGCCAUACGCUUACACACCUUUCUGUGAUUCCCGUAAAGAGAUGGAAGGUUUCCGCUUCUGGAAGCAAGGUUACUGGCGAAAUCAUCUGAUGGGCAGACGUUACCACAUUUCAGCUUUAUACGUAGUAGAUUUAAAACGUUUUAGAAAAAUAGCAGCCGGAGAUCGUUUGCGAGGACAAUACCAAGCUUUGAGCCAAGAUCCCAACAGUUUAUCGAACUUAGAUCAGGACUUGCCGAACAAUAUGAUCCAUCAAGUUUCCAUAAAGUCACUGCCGGACGAAUGGUUGUGGUGUGAGACUUGGUGCAGUACCGAAUCAUUGAAGAAGGCGAAAGUAAUUGAUUUGUGCAACAACCCAAUGACAAAGGAAGCGAAAUUGACUGCAGCUCAGCGUAUUGUGCCAGAAUGGAAGGAAUAUGAUUUAGAAAUAAAGAAAUUAAUGGCAAAAGUGGAAGAUCAUGAAAUGGAAAAUGAUAGUAGUAGUCGUGAACAAAGUAGUAGCGAAGAGGAAGCGAGACAUUCGGAGUUAUAAAUAUUUAAAUUAGGCCAUUAAGAUGCAACUAGUUCUGUAUUUGUAUAGUUAUAGUUAAAUUUGAACGAAAUGCGCCGGUAAUCUAAAUAAUUAUAAAUAAAUGUCGUCCGUGUUUUUGUACACCGAAUAAGAUGAGA
Molecule: messenger RNA, 4895 nt
Organism: Hermetia illucens (black soldier fly)
Lineage: Eukaryota; Metazoa; Arthropoda; Insecta; Diptera; Stratiomyidae
Gene: Uggt
Product: UDP-glucose:glycoprotein glucosyltransferase
Exons: 19
Coding region: 196-4758 (1520 amino acids)
Cellular component (GO): endoplasmic reticulum
Molecular function (GO): UDP-glucose:glycoprotein glucosyltransferase activity
Source: RefSeq, a predicted model, not a curated record